Messenger RNA from Spirodela intermedia, 2679 nucleotides. The record is from the annotation of a GenBank genome assembly. NCBI's taxonomy places the organism in Eukaryota, Viridiplantae, Streptophyta, Magnoliopsida, Alismatales, Araceae.
AUGGCGAUGACGCAUCAUCUCCUUCCCAAGCCGGCCUCCUUCCUCCUGGGGAGGUCAUCCCCUCCAAUUCCGCCUGCCCACUUCGUAUCUCCCCAUCUGAGCCCCCUCCAGAGGCCGAUCCACUCCCACAGGCCUGAUUUCUCUGCAAAUAUCAAGAAGAAGAACCCAUGGUUGGACCCGUUCGACGACGGCGCCGACCCGGAGAUGGAGUACGGCUCCCUCUUCGCCGACGGCAAGCAGGAGGAGGACCCCCGGCCGCCGGACGAUCCCAGCAAUCCUUACGGGUUCCUAAAGUUUCCGGCGGGGUACAACGUGGAGAUCGCUUCGCUAGGGCCGAAGGUAAGGGGGGACGUGCGGCGGUGCUGCUGCGUCGUCUCCGGCGGGGUCUACGAGAACCUCCUGUUCUUCCCGCUGAUCCAGCUGCUCAAGAACAGGUAUCCGGGGAUUCAGGUGGACGUGAUCGCCUCCUCGAGAGGGAAACAGACCUAUGAGCUCAAUAAGAAUGUCAGGUGGGCGAAUGUCUACGACCUAGAUGACGAUUUUCCCGAACCAGCGGAGUAUACAGACAUGGUCGGCGUCAUUAAGGUAGAUGAUUCGUCUUCCUCGGGAGGUCUAAUUUUCAGAGCACUGCUACUAGUACCAGGACUACAAUGCUUCCAUUAUCCUCUGCCCACUCUUUUCUUCCCACUCUCUAUUAGCCCUUUCUGGAGCUUCAAGAUUGGCGCUGUCCUUUUUUGAAUCAGAUUCCUUCCCAGUUCCUCGUCAACUUUUAGAAAAGAGCAUCAAUGAUGCUUUAACCUUAGUGGACGGAUUUUAUAGUCAUAUCUCGCAUCAUUUCAUGAGUGCUUCCAGAGAAAGAUUGAGGUUUUAAUGGUUGAUUUUCAAUAAGAAAGAAAACGUUCUGGUGGGGAAGCAGCCGGGUGAUUAUUCUCAUAAUCGGUGGAUCAGCGCCAAGUAUUUGAUGUUCUAUCUCUCCGUGGACAGAAUAGGUACUAUGAUAUGAUACUCUCGACGAAGCUUGCUGGGAUUGGGCAUGCGGCCUUCCUGUUCAUGUCAACAGCCCGCGACAGAGUCAGCUACAUCUACCCAAAUGUAAAUGCGGCAGGGGCCGGGCUGUUCUUAUCAGAGACCUUCACUCCUCCAACAACAAACCUCUCUGAGGGCGGAUACAAUAUGUACGUAAGAUGCCAUCUCUCUCUCUCUCUCUCUCUCUCUCUCUUUCUCUCUCUCUCUCUCUCUCAUUUACUUAUCUCCGAGUCUUAUGAGGCCACAAGCCGCUGCCAUUUUUUUCAUAUCAACAAAGCAAGCAUUGCCAUGGUGAAUCCACGAGUUUCAGCCAUCAACCUAGUUAUUUUCUCAUGUGUUAUCAGAGAUGAUUCAUUCCCAGCCAUCAAAGAAUGGUGUACUGAAAAAGGCCAACUUUGACUUCCCCAGUAAUCGGUGUGCUUCGGAUGUUCUCUAGAGCAGGUACCACCAGAUGGUUGACUGGCUAGGCAGGCCAGCCCGCAACGUCCCAAGAGAGCCCCUCCCCCCUUUCAGAGUUUCCAUCUCGAAGAAAAUCAAGGCCUUCGUGGAGGAGAAGUACCAGCAGGCGGGUGUUGAAAGAGGAAAGUUUGUGGUCAUCCACGGCAUCCAAUCCGACUCUGCAGCAUCAAUGCGGUCGAAGGGUGACGAAGAUAGCUUGCUACCGAUCCAAAUCUGGGCAGAAAUCGUGAAGGCACUGAGGUAAUGAGUAGAAUCAAAUUUUCGAAAACAAUUAAAAGUUAUUCUUAAAGGUGGGCUGUAUUCUAAUUUGAGUAAUCUUGCGCACUGAUGUUUCUUGGUGUUUUAAGUUAAUUUGAGUUUUUCCAGGAUUAUUUUGUAUAAUUAAUACAUGCAUUGAAUUGUGGAAAGCAGGGGGUUGAAGCCUGUCUUUGUCAUCCCACAUGAGAAGGAGAGGGAAGAUGUGAAGGAAGCUGUCGGAGAAGAUUCCAGCAUCGUGUUCAUCACCACACCAGGCCAGGUCCAUCCAAUGAAUAUCAUCUUCCUCAGAACUUUUUUCAAAAUAAUACCUUAGGCUAGAGAACCUUUCUAUUUAUUUUUACAUUUUUUCCAUGAUAAUAAAAAAUAAUAUUUUAGUAGAAAAUAUGGCGAAUAAUUUACUCAACCUCUCCUCUCGAAACCCAGCUUGCGGCUCUGAUCAAUGACUCAGCCGGAGUGAUCUGCACAAACACAGCUGCAGUUCAACUCGCCCAUGCCCGAGAUAAGACCAGGUUUGAUUUCUUGCCCACAUCCUUCAAAUCCUAGAAACUCAUCGAGCUCAUGGGCCUUGAUUUCUCUCUCUCUCUCUCUCUCUCUCUCUCUCUCUCUCUCACUCUCAUGCGGCCUCUCACUCACUCACUCUCACCCUCAUUGAUACGUGCACUUGGAGGGGUGGCUGGGGCCCAUUUUUCUGAACCUUCUUUCUUCGGGUCCCCUCUGGCUAACACUACAUCAGGUGAUGUAUUCUUAUCGGUUCUGUGAUCUUGCAGCGUGGCUUUGUUCUCUUCAGAUGAGAAGGGAAGACUGUUUGUUCCUGAUGCGGAGGAGAAGAGGUGCACUAUCAUGUCAUCCAAAUCGGGCAAAUUGAUUGACAUCGAUGUGGGGGUCAUCAAGGCCGCGGUGGGCAAGUUAUUUGUGGAAUCUUUAGUUCCUGUCUAG